AUGACAAUACAAAUGGAUAAAAAACAUCUAAUGAGAUUUUUACGGGUCGAAAAUGAGCGCAUUAUGGACCUGUUAAUAAAUUGUAAAGUUCCUGAUUCUGUAGAAGAUACUGACUACGAAAGUUAUCUGCUGCCAAAUGACAAGCCCGUUAAUAUUAAUAAACAACAAAUUUUAAAAAAUUCGAUGCCGGAUGAUGAACUGCAGGAUCGAUUAAAUCUAAUCAAAAACAAAAUGAAAAUGAAAAAAGGAACUUCUGAGAAGAACCGUGAAAGGAAAGAGACCAAGAAGUUGCGGAAAAAUAAAGAAUUUAAGAAGGUAUUGAUAUCGGCGGCGAAAUCUUUGAAAAACGAGCAAUCUAAACAAAUUCAUACCAUUAAACAUGAUGACGAUGAAGAAAAUGAAAGCAAACGCGAUAUAAAACCGAUAAUAACUAAACCCAUAUUUAAUGAAGAGGGGAAAAUUGUUUUUUCUAAAAUAGAUUUCGCUCAAAAGCGUAAACAAUCUCAUAAAAAUCCUCGUGAAAUAUUAAAUGAAUUGAAAGAAACCGAUAAAAAGAUCAAUGAGCUUAAGGAACAGGGCGAUAUUAUAAAAGCUUCUGAAUUAAAGACUGAAUUAUCGUGGAAGAAAGCUUUCGAUAAAGCUGAUGGUAAAAAGGUUAAAGAUGAUCCUAAAUUACUUUAUAAAACCAUCAAGAAACACAAACUUGAGAAGAAGAAAUCGAAAAUGGAAUGGCAAGAUCGUGAAAAAAAAGUUGAUAAUGAUAUAGCAGCGCGGCAAAAGAAACGUCAAGAGAAUAUUAAUAAGCGAAUAAAAGAUAAUCAAAUUCGAAAACUAAAGAGAGCGAGCAAAAAGGGACGAGUUAUACCGGGAUUUUAAUAAAGAAUAUUUAAUUCAAAAAAUAAUUCUAUAAAUCUCAUUUUCUCAUUCUAAAGCCGGUCUUCUAACAUUACAACCGUGAUUACCUUUCCAUGACACGGAAAUAAGCAUUGGUUCUUAUAGCAGCUAACUAUCAGUCGGAGCUAUUGCAUAAACAUUAUUGUUAACAUUAGUGUUAUUUUAAGUUUUAUUUCAGCAAUAGAGUAUGGACUACAAUGUACGAAAAAGAAAAGUGAAUCUUUGACAUUACGUGACAAUUCAACGGCAACCAUAAUAAACCGAUCUAGAACUUGGAACAAGAAGAACUUAAAGGGUCCUCUUGGUCCUUCUCACCGGGUUCCAGUAGUGGAGUUGAAUUCUUUCCAUGAGGAAACUUUUAGAUAACCGACAAGUCAUGCAUUUUUUUUUUUUUUUUGUUGCAAGAGACAAAGCAAUAUUCAGCCAUGUAAAAACUUACUUUUCAUGAAAACUGAUCGAUUUUUAUUCAAACUGCGACCUAAGAUCGCAAUAAAUGAAAUAAUUCUUUGCUUAACAAAUGAUUCUGUCAUUAUGUAUACAUAUAUAUAUGCUCUUAGAACCUGCGUUAAACCCUUUUAACAUUUCUUAAAAUUGUCAUAAUUUUAUUUUCAAUCAAAUUUUUUGUUGCAUAGAGAAG
This is a messenger RNA of Glossina fuscipes, 1531 nucleotides long. It is a transcript of the gene Surf6, whose product is annotated as surfeit locus protein 6 homolog. Gene Ontology annotation, cellular component: nucleolus. The transcript is spliced from 2 exons. The record is from RefSeq and is a predicted model, not a curated record. The coding region runs from base 1 to 876 and encodes 291 amino acids. Gene Ontology annotation, molecular function: RNA binding; DNA binding. Gene Ontology annotation, biological process: ribosomal large subunit biogenesis; ribosomal small subunit biogenesis. Lineage: Eukaryota; Metazoa; Arthropoda; Insecta; Diptera; Glossinidae.